Vanessa atalanta (red admiral) is the source of this 743-nucleotide messenger RNA. RefSeq lists its product as uncharacterized. The transcript is spliced from 3 exons. The coding region runs from base 37 to 495 and encodes 152 amino acids. NCBI's taxonomy places the organism in Eukaryota, Metazoa, Arthropoda, Insecta, Lepidoptera, Nymphalidae. The record is from RefSeq and is a predicted model, not a curated record.
CCAUUUGUUAGUGAUCGUCUAUCGAAGAGUGACAUCAUGUGGAACCCGGGAGUUAAUGUAGCAGACAACAGUUCAGGAGUCUACGUUGUUGACAACACCAAUUCAGGAGUUUAUGUCGUAGACAACGAUUCCGGAGUUCAUGUUGUUGAUCAUGGCUCAGGAGUACAUGUCGUGGACUAUGAUUAUAACCAUGGUUCAGGAGUACACGUAGUGGAUCAUGAUUCAGGAGUUCAAGUUGUAGAUCACGAUUCAGGAGUUCACGUAGUAGAUCACGAUUCAGGAGUUCAUGUGGUCGAUCAUGAUUCAGGAGUGCAUGUAGUCGAUCACGAUUCAGGAGUUCAUGUAGUGGAUUACGAUUCAGGAGUGCAGGUUGUGGACCACGGCUCAGGAGUUCAUGUGGUUGAUUACGAUUCAGGAGUGCAGGUUGUGGACCAUGGCGUACAUGUUGUAGAUAACAAUUACGAUUACGGAGGUGGAGUUCAUGUAGUAGAAUAAAAAAGAUUGCGUUUUUAUGAUGUUGUCGAAUUUGUUAUUAAUGAAUGUUAUAUACAUCAAGCAUAUUUAAUUAUAAUCAUUAAACUACUACGGGUUCAACUGGAGAGUACGACACGUAUCAGUAAGAAAUUCUUAAAUUACAUGCGGUACUUUUUUAAAACAAUAAGUUUUAUAUCCUGCUCCAAAAUUAACAAAGUACUGACCUAAAUUUUUGUUAUUCACAUGUAUAUUUUUUGUUUUUGUAAUGU